This is a messenger RNA of Cuscuta campestris, 2039 nucleotides long. Lineage: Eukaryota; Viridiplantae; Streptophyta; Magnoliopsida; Solanales; Convolvulaceae. The record is from the annotation of a GenBank genome assembly.
GCUUGUUCCCAUUCUUGUGGGGAGUUGAGCUGAGCUGAGGGUCUUAUAUUAUACCUGUCUGAGUGUACGUUAUUCCAAUAUCAAUCACCCACUGCCACUGCCAGUGAUAUUUUCCCAUGCCGAGCGACCGCCGCCCAGAAGAGGACCCACUCCUACUAGUUCUUCCAACAACCGCCGCCGCCGCCGCAAAAACAAGAUCAAAGCGGUCCUAUGACGACGCCGUGGAGAGUUGCAUCGGAAGCUUCGGGUGGGCGCAGCUCCUGCAAGUCUCCCUCACUUCUCUCGCCUGGUUCUUCGACGCCCACCAGACCUUCAUCACCAUCUUCACCGACCUCGUCCCCACCUGGCACUGCGACCCCACCGUCUCCUCCGAGUGCCGGGGGGGCAUGAAGGCGGCCGAUGCCUGCGCGCUCCCGAGGGGCGCGUGGGCGUGGGACGCCCCGGCACAAACGUCUGUUGUGUCGGAGUGGUCCCUGGAGUGCGCGGGCCCGCUGGUGACCGGCCUGCCCUCCACGUCCUACUUCGUCGGGUGCCUGGUGGGCGGGAUGGUGCUCUCGACGUUCGCCGACUCGACCCUGGGCCGCAAGAAAAUGCUCACGCUCUCGUGCUUUCUCAUGAACGUCGCCAGCAUCCUCACCGCCGCCGCCUCCAACGUGUGGGUCUACUCGUUCUGGAGGUUCCUGUCCGGCUUCGGCCGGGCAACCAUUGGGACGUGCGCGUUGGUUUUGGCGACCGAGAUCGUCGGGAGGCGGUGGCGGGGACAGGUAGGGAUCGUAGGCUUCAUUUGUUUCUCCCUCGGCUUCCUCUCUCUCCCUGCAAUCGCAUACCUAAACUCCGGGUCCUCCUGGAGGUACCUCUACCUCUGGACCGGGGUCCCAGGGGUCGUCCACUCACUCAUGGUCUUUUUCUUCGUCUCUGAGUCCCCGAGAUGGCUUUACGUCCGCGGACUGACGACGGACUUCAUCCAAACGAUCCGAAGCAUCGCCCCACCGGACACCCGAGACUCCAUAACAUGCAGCUUCUUUGGAUCAUUCAUUAUUCAAGAAAACCAGGACGAACUCGGUUCCGCAAAUCCGACCAUGGAUUUGUACUCAGCACUAAAAGUGUUGCUCAACAAAAGUUGGGCCGUGCGCCGGCUCCUGGCGGUCAUGGGCGCGGGGUUCGGGCUCGGGCUCGUCUACUACGGCAUACCCCUGAGUGCGGGGGAGAUGCCCUUCAGCAUCUACCUCAGCACGGCCCUGAACGCCCUGUCCGAGCUGCCGGCCGCUCUAAUAACCUCCCUAGUGAUAGACAAGCUAAGGAGGAAGAGCUCGGUGCUCGGACUGGGCGUCCUGUGCUGCGUCUGCUGCAGCGGGUGCGCCGUGAUGGUCGGCGACCAGCUAAGGGUCGUGCAGAUCGGGCUGGAAGUGGUGGCGUUCUUCGCCGGUUGUACAGCGUUUAACGUGUUGCUCAUAUACACCCUCGACCUGUUCCCGACUUGCGUGAGGAGCUCGGCGGUGGCGAUGGUGAGGCAGGCGCUGGUGCUCGGCGGCGCCGUCAGCCCCUUCCUCGUGGGGCUUGGGAGGUCGAACAGGUAUUAUUCGUACGGGGUUUUUGGAUUGGCAGUUGGGGCGUGCUGCUCGGGUGUCUUUUCUUUGCCGGAGACGUUCGGCAGAAAGGUCUAUGACACUAUUGAAGAAGAAGAAGACGGUCUGCAGGAAAGAUAGACGAGAUCAAUGUUUGGGAUUUCUUAUAUUAUUUCCUACAUUUCAUAAUUCAUAUUGUGGGGUUGUUUUUAGGAGCUUUUUCCUUGUUUUUAUUGUGUUUUGGGGAAUAAUAGUAUGUCAUUACCAAACAAAUCUAAAAAGUGAAAUUUGCAGUGAAUAGGACUAAAACAAAAGCCAUUACUCAACGUAGGACUUAAACUUUUUUAUUCUCUAAAUAGGAUUUAGGGGCUGUUUGUUUCAGCCUCUUAAUGGUUCAGAUGUCUGAAUGGUUCAGCACUUAAUGGUUCAGACUGUUUGUUUCAGCCUCUUAAUGGUUCAGAUAUCUGAAUGGUU